AUAUCUACUCUGAAUUGUUGAUGGAAGGAAGUCAUAGAUGGAAAGGGCCGGAUUUUUGUUUAAGAAGCAAUGGUCUCGAAUUGUUCUGUUAUUUAACAGGUGGAAAUCUUGCAAUUAAAAUCGCAGAAAAGGUAUUAAAUAAAAAUUUAAAAGCGAUUGAAGGUUUGAUCUUAGAAAAAAGAUUCGUUCUGAAUCCAAGAAAACCUAAAAUGUCAUAUAAAAAUAUUAUUGAUUUUAACAAAAAACAAUCUCAAUUACCAUCUACAUUGUCAUUUGAACAACUUUUAAAAGGG
Entrophospora candida is the source of this 293-nucleotide messenger RNA. Lineage: Eukaryota; Fungi; Glomeromycota; Glomeromycetes; Entrophosporales; Entrophosporaceae. The record is from the annotation of a GenBank genome assembly.